UUACAUAUGAAGCAGGAAGUGUGAAGUUUUACUCUGAUGGAGUCUGAACCCAUGAAACUUUGUCGACAAUGAUUCUUCUUCUACGGACGCUUUUUGUGUGUCUGUGUGUGUCUGUGUCCGUCACUCUCAGGGUCUCAUCACGGGCCCCCCUCACCUGCUCACAACAGGGUUUGAAGUGUGACAUCAUGGAGACUAACUGUAUGGACAGGAGCUGGCUGGUUGUGAAUGAAUACACCCCGAGCGGGCCUGAGGAGCUGCAGGUUUCCGUGGAGACGAGGCGGGACGAGGCGGGUCAGCUGCAGCCGUUCCUGCUCUCUAAGUGGAAGAUAAAGGAUGACGGUAGCAUUCGGUACCUGAACGCCACAGAGUUACACGUCCUGGUGCCGACGACCAACGAGAACCGCUGUCUUCGGUUCUCUCUGACAGAAACUCUGCCCAUGAGGAGUCCGUCGGGGGAGAAGUGGGCGUUCUCUGCAGACAUGUUGGUGGUGGAGCCCGGUCAGAGGUACAAAGUCUCCGUCUUUAACAUCCCUAAACCAGAGUUAGGACACAGUAACUACGACGUCAGCGCCGACAUCUCCGUUCCCGGUUGUGAAGAUCCCAGGAUGAAGAUGACCCAGUUCUGUGCAGAGCGAGGGAGUAUGUGGGAGGCAAACUUCAGUGUGUCUGCACGAGGAUCAACUCUGACCGUCAGCUUCAGUCCCGACUCGCUCUGUGACGAGUACAUCAUGAUCGUCCGCUGCUCCACUACCAGCGAGCGAGCGCAGAUAAGGACCAACCAGACCUCCCUGAAUGUGACAUUCAGCCUUGAUAAGUGGCCGGGCUCCUGCUGCCAAUUUGAUGCAGAGAUCAAACCUCUGUUCCCAUCCUGUGGUCAGGACUGUACUCGUCUACAGCGGACGUUUAAUAUUUGUACUGAAAGGAAAAAAGUGAACCCAACAAACGUCCCCGCUGUCCCCCCGUACACAUUCGUCACAUUGGGAAUGGUGUUUAUGUGUUUGGUGACCAUCGCUGUGGUGUUUGUGCUCUGCAGGAAACCAGGAAAAACUGCUGCCGCUCCAGCCCACGUGAGAGGAAAGAACCUACAGCUGCCUAAACAGCCUCCCAAAGUGCUGGUCAUCUACUCCCAGGAUCACAGCCUCUACAGGGACAUCGUGCUGAAGCUCUGCGCCUUCCUCCAGGCUAAGUGCGGCACCAAGGUACUCGUGGAUCUGUUGGAUACCACCUCAGUCGGCAUGGUGGGUCGUCUCCGCUGGCUCGAGUGGCAACGGCAGCAGCUCAAAAAUCCCUCUGACAAAAUCUUGGUGCUGUGCUCGCGGGGCGUCCAGGCAAAGUGGAGAGCCAUGUGCGGUCAGGGUCGGGUGGUACUGAGGGAAGAUUAUCUGUCCCCUACAGAUGACAUGCUCACUCCUUUCCUGAACCUCUUCCUACCUGAAAUGCACCAGGCAGGAAUGCUGGGAAAGUACAUGGUGGCUUACUUUGAUGACAUCAGCAGCCAACACGAUGUGCCGUCAGUGUUUGACAUCGCAGUCAAAUACAAGCUGAUGAAGCACUUUGAAGAGCUGUACUUCCGCAUCCUGGAUGAAGAGAAGUAUCAGUCUGGUCUUGUCAAACACAUCGAGGGCAUCGGAGGAGACGAAUACUUCAACUGUCCCUCAGGUAGUGCUCUAAAGAACGCCAUUGAAACCUUCCAGGCCUUCCAGCUGGGAAACCCGGAUUGGUUUGAGAAGGAGUGCAUGGACGUUGAAGAGGAGGUCAUGACUGAGUCCAAGCAGCUCAUUGACCAGCUGCAGAUUCCUCCAGUCCUAGAGUGUGUUCCACUGAUUCGAGACGGACCUCCUGCCUGCAUCUGUGACGUAGAAAUCAAUGAAAGUGGUCCCAGUGUCCACGUCCUCACACCUGAACUGAACGCAGAGUGCCAGCUGUCGUCAGUGAUCGAACUUACUCCUCUUGUGAACCCUGAAGCCAACCAGUAUCCUUCAAACCUGGUCCAAGUGUUGACAGAUCACCAAAGCCCCUCUCCAGUUUCUGUCUACUUGGCUGAGCCUGUUGUCAACAUGCCACCACCACCAAGGGAGAACUGGCCCUUGCUUCAGGUCGAACCCUCGGGUCAGACUCCCACCGAGGACGAUGAAGGGGAUUCCCUUGAACCUGUGAGCCAAAUCUCUUCCCAACCAGGCCAGAGAAGCUCUGUCCUUCAGAACUCCUCAGACUCAAACCCUCAUGAAUCCUCUCACGCCAGCAUCCAGAGUGAAUAUUUGCCACAAGUGGAGAACAGUCCCUCUCAGCCCGUGGAGGUCGAGGAGAUUCUAGAGUCUGCUGGAAAGGGUCAGAUCAGUGGAUCAGAUCAAGGCUACAUCUCCAAAAUGUCCUCUCAACAAGAACCCCCUUUUAAAGAUCCACUGGCAGCUCUGAGGAGGCUGCAGGAAGAGCUGUUGCAGGACAGUAUCACAUACUCUGAUGAACAACCUGAAGGAAACUGAUCUGUCUAAAGGCCGCCAGUAAAAUAAGAGUUAAACUUUGACCAACUUUAACAGCCGUAGAACUUACCCCAUUUGGAUCCCUGAGUACCCUUUAAACCAUGUUUAAGUGUUGGCAGAUCCCCUCUACCCACACAGCACCAAUCCAAUCCCCCAACUAGUCUAGAUAAAGUUGAGCCUGAAGGACUCCCAGGACUUAAACCUCCCACAGACCUUUCAUUUCAGUUUGCAAAGUGGAUAUUUCUCUCCAGCUGAAGUCAUCCUCUCAUAAAUUGUGGAGUUUGAGGUGUACAAGGUUCUGGAGUCGAGUGGAAAGGGAUCAGAUCAAAGCUUUAUCUCAUUCAAUCAAAGACCCCCUUUCAAAGAUCCACAUGAGGCUCUUAGAGUCCUGCAGGAGGAUCUGUUUCAGGACAAUCUCAGGUAUUUGACGAACAACGUGAAGGAUGGGAGGCCAUCCCAGCAAAAAGUCCUGACUGAGUCUCACAGAUUUUUAUCAACCACUUAUCACCUGCAAGGUCACAAAGAUCACCUGGAGGUCCAAACCCUGUGGAACUGGACAGCAGAACUCUGUCUUUAUUGUCUUUUCAUACAUGUUAUUUAUACCCAGAAACCUACAAACCAAAUGUCCUUUUCCCAAUGUAUAUAUUGCCAAUAAUAUCGUAGAAAGGGUAACUGUUACUACAUUUCUUGGAAUUAUCAUAGAUGAAAAUCUCACCUGGAAAAAUAUAUAACACUUAUUUCAGGCAAAAUAGCAAAAAAAAUAGCAAAAAAUAUUGGAGUCAUCAGAAGAAUAAUGCAUCUGCUAUGAAGAAAAAUCCAUCUUAAUUUAUAUUACACUAUGAUCUAUCCAUACAUCUCAGACUGUAACAUUGUUUGGGCUAGCACCUUUAAAAGCAACCUCAACUGCAUUUCUUCUCUGCAAAAACGGUUCAUCAAAAUGAUCACUUUCUCCAACAGAUUUAGCAGCUCUACCCCUUUGUUCCAGUCCCUAAGAAUUCUCCCGAUCUUCCACCUAAACCAGUUUCAGAUAUGUAGUUUUGUUUUCCAAUCAGUCAACAACUUACUCCCCGUCUGUUUUCAAGGUAUAUUUCAACUCAAUUCUCAAAUCCAUCAUUGCAACACAAGGUCAGCCAGCUUACUUCAUUCUGCAUUUUUCAGGACAUCGUUUUCUCAAUUCUCUAUCAGAUUCAGAGGACCUCAUUGUUGGAACAAUUUACCCAAUCAUAUUAGAAACAGCACCAGCCUCAACUUAUUUAAAAAACAAACCAUUUAUUUCCUGCUUGGCCAAUUAACCAAUGUGCCAUCACAAUCUUUCUCUGCAAUAAGAGCUUAUUUUCCCUUUUCCCCUCUUCUUUCAUUUGUCUCUUUCUUGUUUUGCUUUCUUUUACACCUUAUUGAGUAUGUGUUCUUGUUAGCUUUAUUGUUUUUGCUUGGACUACAUUAAUAGUAUGUCUCUGUGUUACAUGUUUCUCUUUAGGAGGGCCACUCGACAAGCCCUUCUGGGUUUAUUUGGCUCCUCCAGCACAUUUCUUUCAAAAUGUAAAUUUAGUUUAUUAACUAAUCAUUAUGUACUGUCUGUUUUUCCAUUGAUCUAUUAUGUUUUUUGGUUUUUUUUUUUUGCUUUUUAAGUGCAAUAAAAAUAAAUAAAUGACAAACGAUCAAGCUUUCAAAACAAAGAAAACAAGUAAUGUAGAUCUUUAAUGGUUUGUGUGUUUUUGUCUGAUUGGACGAUGUGAUUAGAUUUGCAAAGAUCUGGACAUUUUGAGCAGAAGAAGAAAUGAUGGAAUCAUUUGCACAGUUUUCUUUGGAUGCUGCAUAGUGGUCAUUGGAGGAAGUGCAGGCUUCAUGUUUUUUUUUUUAUAACUCUGAUUGGAAUUCGUAAAAUCCGAAAUAUCAACAAGUCAAAGCAGCAACUUCCUGUGGGUUGAAGAUUUGUAUAACUCUCAUGAUAUCUUUAACCCUUUAUUUUGAAGUUUGGUUGUUGACUCAGUUCCUAAACCUAAAGAUCGUUUUCAUCAUCGACCCAAAGGCUCGACCUUCUAGAUCAGGGAUGGGCAACUUUGGUCACAGCAAGGGCCAAGUUCAUUUAGUUCUAACUGCCAGAGGGCCAAAUUGUAGGAUACAAAAACAAUUACAGUCAAUUAUGUCUCAAAUUUAACUCAACAUAUACCAGUGAUCAAAUAUUAUUAUGGACAUAUUUCUGGUUUUCAUGAUUUCAUGGCAGAUUUUGUCAUCUUUUCUUAAUGUUUCCAAUUCAUUGAUGUGUAAAAAUUGACCUGAGGACCAAGUUGAGGGUUGAUGGGGGCCGCCAGUUGCCCACCCCUGAUGGAUCUUCUCCCUGGUCGAUGGAUCCAGUUUUGAAUACUUCUCUUACACAUUUAUCCACACAAGUCUGAGCCCGGAAGGCUGGUACAGUGAAACUUAACGACUCAUUAAAUCAGUUAUUGGUUGUUUUUCAUUGUUUUGUGAUUUUUGUACUUUUUGCACUUGGAUUUUUGCAAAUUGAAACAUUAAAUUUAACUCAAUGCAAAGAAGGUGUUAUGUAACGUUGAACCUGAAAAGUUUCAUGUUGAGUCUUCAGUUGUGACUCCAAAGAGUCUGGAGCAUCUGUUUCUCUGAUGUUCAGCGAUGGUAAAAAUGGAGUUAAAGUAUUUAUGCGAUUGUGAUCAAGAAGUUUGUGUAAAAAUGAAAUGUCCUAUCACAAUAAAAGCUUUGAAUAAAGGCCUGUGCACAUAUUCUGAGCUAAA
Messenger RNA from Labrus mixtus (cuckoo wrasse), 5227 nucleotides. It is a transcript of the gene il17ra1a, whose product is annotated as interleukin 17 receptor A1a. The transcript is spliced from 11 exons. Bases 69 to 2483 code for a protein of 804 amino acids. The record is from RefSeq and is a predicted model, not a curated record. Gene Ontology annotation, molecular function: interleukin-17 receptor activity. NCBI's taxonomy places the organism in Eukaryota, Metazoa, Chordata, Actinopteri, Labriformes, Labridae.